GGACCCGCGAUCCCAGAACCACAAUUCACCUCCAGCACCACCCAAGAGCUCGGUGCCGCUCUUCUUUGUCAAAAGAGAUGCAGACAUGGCGAAGGGCCUUUGCAACGUCUGCUACCAGACUUAACCGCCAGCCUCUGGGUAGUGCGGGACCCUCGCUUCUACGAUGCGCGCAGGUGCUUCAGAAGGGCAGCAAUGGAUCCUCCAGCCUUGAGGACCAGGAGAUCAAAUUGAACGGUUUUGUCCGCUCCGUUCGCAAGCAGAAACGCUUUGCUUUUGCGCAAAUAUCCGACGGAUCGACCGUCGAACCCGUGCAGGCGUUCUUGAAACCAGCCCAGGCGGCCGAUUUGACUACAGGGACCACUGUCGAGAUAUCGGGGAUUUGGAAAGCCUGCCCGCCUGGCAAGGAACAGAGUCAUGAGCUGCAAACCACGGCCGUGAAUGUCGUCGGCGAGGCAGACCCCGAGACAUAUCCGAUUCAGAAGAAAUACCAUAGCCCCGAGUUCCUUCGUCAGGUCCCUCACCUCCGUCUCCGAACCCCGUUCAAUUCCCUCCUGUCGCGUUUCCGCUCCGAAUGCCUCUUCCAUCUCGGAAAUACCUUUCGCGACGCCCCGAAUGGCGGUUUUGUCCAGGUUCACCCGCCGUUGAUCACCUCAUCUGACUGCGAAGGUGCCGGAGAGACCUUCACGGUCGUGCCGCGAGAGGCAACGACGACGCAAUCCGACGGCGAGCAUUUCUUUCGGGCCCCGAAAUACCUUACAGUGUCGUCGCAGCUGCAUCUGGAGUCCUACGCGGCGGAGUUAGGCAACGUCUGGACCAUGUCGCCCAUGUUCCGGGCGGAGAAGAGCGACACGCCGCGCCACCUCAGCGAGUUCUACAUGCUGGAGGCGGAGAUGAACUUCAUGUCGGACCUUGGCUCGCUGACCGAUUCCGUGGAGCACAUCCUGCGCGACCUGACGCGGCGGUUGUACGACAGCCCCGUGGGCCAGGAGAUCCUCUCGGCGAAGCGAUCCGGCGAGCCUAGCCAGGAGAAGACGGACGAAUCCAGCCCGGACCUCCGACAGCGAUGGCAGGAUAUGAUGGACGGGCCCAAAUGGGCCCGGAUAACCUACACGCAGGCGAUUGAGCAACUCCAAAACGCCGUCGCUCAGGGAACCGCCUCCUUCGAGCACGCUCCCACCUGGACCGACGGCCUCCAGCUCGAGCACGAGAAGUUUAUCGUCGACGAGAUCCACGGCGGCCGUCCCGUCUUCGUCACCGACUACCCCAAGGCCGUGAAGCCCUUCUACAUGGCCCCGUCGGACCCCCACGCCCAGAACAACACCCCCGACGAAACCGUCGCCUGCUUCGAUCUCCUCCUCCCGGAGGUCAGCGAGGUUGCCGGCGGCUCUCUCCGCGAGCAUCGCCUCCCCAACCUCAUCCAGAACAUGCGCCAGCACGGGCUCAUCAAGACCAGUGCCCCGGAGCAACCGGCGGCGGAAGCGGCCGGCAGCGACAAGGCGCCAGCCGACAAGCCACUCUACCCGUACCUUCAGCCCGGCGAGGACCUCGCCCAUCUAGAAUGGUACGCCGACCUGCGACGGUGGGGCACGGCGCCUCACGGCGGCUUCGGAAUGGGGUUUGAUCGCUUCCUGAGCUAUUUGGCUGGCGUCUCGAGUGUUCGGGAUGUGGUGGCGUUUCCGCGAUAUUUCGGACGCGCGGACUGUUAGAAAAUGUACAGAUAGAUGUAUUAUAUUGAUAUGGGAGUGUAUUUUAGACCAUUUAUUUCCUUCAGCC
This is a messenger RNA of Aspergillus steynii IBT 23096, 1773 nucleotides long. Its product is annotated as asparagine--tRNA ligase SLM5. The coding region runs from base 78 to 1706 and encodes 542 amino acids. Gene Ontology annotation, cellular component: mitochondrion. Lineage: Eukaryota; Fungi; Ascomycota; Eurotiomycetes; Eurotiales; Aspergillaceae. Gene Ontology annotation, molecular function: asparagine-tRNA ligase activity; ATP binding. The record is from RefSeq and is a predicted model, not a curated record. Gene Ontology annotation, biological process: asparaginyl-tRNA aminoacylation. The transcript has 3 exons.